AUGAAUAAAGAAAAUUUCCGCUUCUACGUUAAAGUGCGUACUACACUGAAUGUUCAAGUCAAAGAUAUUCACGACGAACUAUGUACUGUUUGUGGUGAUAAAACACCUUCUCUUAAGGUAAUUGAAAAGUGGUCUAAAUGGUUUCGUGAAGGUCAAGAACAAGUUGAAGACGAUACACAAUCUGACAGUUCUGCUAUUGAAACAACAUCUGAAAAUACAGAACAAGUUCGUAUCGUUAUUAAUGAUAAUCUUUAUCCGUAUGUGUAG
This is a messenger RNA of Rotaria sp. Silwood2, 267 nucleotides long. NCBI's taxonomy places the organism in Eukaryota, Metazoa, Rotifera, Eurotatoria, Philodinida, Philodinidae. The record is from the annotation of a GenBank genome assembly.